UCGCCGCGCCCGGGCAGCGGCCCGACCGGGCGAGCAUGGGCGGUGCGGAGUGACGCCGCUGUGCCCGCUUGGCAUCAAGGACAUUCAGCCCGCGGGGGUGGGGACGAAGGGGGGCAGCCCCGCGUCGCCACUGCAGCCCCCGAGAACCGCCGCUGCUGCUUGGGCUCCGGGGCUAGGUGGAGGAAAGGGGUGCUGGGAAUUCAUCCACAUUUUCCGACCUUUUUGUUGGACAUUACGCCCACCUUGGACGCUGCAAGAGGAGCUGUCAAACCCCGCAGGCUCUGAUUUGGCCCCCUCCGCUUUCCUUGGCUGCUCCCGGCUUCCCUGUGCCUCGGUGGAGUAUUUGCGUUCUGGGCUGGGGCUGGAGGAGGCAGCCACACGCGCGCACACGCACACGUUCAGAGGAGGGCGAGAGGCAGCGGCACAGGCACCAUCUGCAGUGUCAAUGCGGCGCUCCCACUGAAGGAGGGAAACGCGGUGCUUCCAGGGGAGACUGCCCUGCUGAGUCCUGGUGACAGCUGUGCCCAAGUGCUGCUGGGCCGUGAGGACCCUUCUCUGAAAUGAAAGCCAUGCCUUGGAACUGGACUUGUCUGCUGUCCCACCUCCUGGUGGUAGGGAUGGGCUCCUCCACUCUGCUCCCCCGGCAGCCUCUCCCACUGACGCAGAAGCGGUCCUUUGUCACUUUCCGAGGAGAGCCCACCGAGGGCUUCAAUCACCUGGUGGUGGAUGAGAGGACAGGGCAUAUUUACUUGGGGGCCGUCAACAGGAUCUAUAAGCUUUCCAGUGACCUGAAGGUCUUGGUGACCCACCAGACAGGGCCGGACGAGGACAACCCUAAGUGCUACCCGCCCCGCAUCGUCCAGACGUGCAAUGAGCCUCUGACCACCACCAACAACGUCAACAAAAUGCUCCUCAUAGACUACAAGGAGAACCGGCUGAUCGCCUGUGGGAGCCUGUACCAGGGCAUCUGCAAGCUCCUGAGGCUGGAGGACCUCUUUAAGUUGGGGGAGCCUUUUCACAAGAAGGAGCACUACCUGUCGGGGGUCAAUGAGAGUGGCUCGGUCUUCGGAGUGAUCGUCUCCUACAGCAACCUGGAUGACAAGCUCUUCAUCGCCACGGCGGUGGAUGGGAAGCCUGAGUAUUUCCCUACCAUCUCCAGCCGGAAGCUGACCAAGAACUCUGAGGCCGAUGGCAUGUUCGCUUACGUCUUCCACGAUGAGUUUGUGGCUUCCAUGAUCAAGAUCCCCUCGGACACCUUCACCGUCAUCCCCGACUUUGAUAUCUACUACGUCUAUGGUUUCAGCAGCGGCAACUUUGUCUACUUUCUGACCCUUCAGCCUGAGAUGGUGUCCCCUCCAGGCUCCACGACAAAGGAACAGGUGUACACCUCCAAGCUCGUGAGGCUUUGCAAGGAGGACACAGCCUUCAACUCGUACGUGGAGGUGCCCAUUGGCUGUGAGCGCGGCGGGGUGGAAUACCGCCUGCUCCAGGCCGCCUACCUGUCCAAAGCCGGGGCUGUGCUGGGCCGGACCCUGAGUGUCCGCCCAGACGACGACCUCCUCUUCACCGUCUUCUCCAAGGGCCAGAAGCGGAAGAUGAAAUCUCUGGAUGAAUCGGCCCUGUGCAUCUUUAUUCUGAAGCAGAUCAAUGACCGCAUUAAGGAGCGCCUGCAGUCCUGCUACCGGGGCGAGGGCACGCUGGACCUGGCCUGGCUCAAGGUGAAGGAUAUCCCCUGCAGCAGCGCGCUCUUAACCAUCGAUGACAACUUCUGUGGCCUGGAUAUGAAUGCUCCCCUGGGAGUGUCCGAGAUGGUGCGUGGCAUCCCGGUCUUCACGGAGGACAGGGACCGCAUGACUUCCGUCAUUGCCUACGUCUACAAGAAUCACUCUCUAGCCUUCGUGGGCACCAAGAGUGGCAAGCUGAAGAAGAUCCGGGUGGAUGGGCCCAGGGGCAAUGCCCUGCAGUACGAGACAGUGCAGGUGGUAGAACCUGGCCCGGUCCUCCGUGACAUGGCCUUCUCCAAGGAUCAUGAGCAGCUCUACAUCAUGUCAGAAAGGCAGCUCACCAGAGUUCCUGUGGAGUCCUGCGGUCAGUAUCGGAGCUGCGGGGAUUGCCUUGGCUCCGGUGAUCCCCACUGCGGCUGGUGUGUGCUCCACAACACGUGCACCCGGAAGGAGAGGUGUGAGCGGUCCAGGGAACCCCGUAGGUUUGCCUCAGAGAUGAAGCAGUGUGUCCGGCUGACAGUCCACCCCAACAACAUCUCCGUCUCUCAGUACAACGUGCUGCUGGUCCUGGAGACAUACAAUGUCCCGGAGCUAUCAGCUGGCGUCAACUGCACCUUUGAGGACCUGUCAGAGAUGGAUGGGCUGGUGAUAGGCAAUCAGAUCCAGUGUUAUUCCCCUGCAGCCAAGGAGGUGCCCCGGAUCAUCACAGAGAAUGGAGACCACCAUGUCGUACAGCUUCAGCUCAAGUCCAAAGAGACAGGCAUGACCUUCGCCAGCACCAGCUUUGUCUUCUACAACUGCAGCGUGCACAACUCGUGCCUGUCCUGCGUGGAGAGCCCGUACCGCUGCCACUGGUGUAAAUAUCGGCACGUCUGCACCCAUGACCCCAAGACUUGCUCCUUCCAGGAAGGCCGCGUGAAGCUGCCCGAGGACUGUCCCCAGCUGCUGCGAGUGGACAAGAUCCUGGUGCCCGUGGAGGUGAUCAAGCCCAUCACUCUGAAGGCCAAGAACCUUCCGCAGCCCCAGUCGGGGCAGCGCGGCUACGAGUGCAUCCUGAACAUCCAGGGCGGCGAGCAGAGGGUGCCUGCCCUGCGCUUCAACAGCUCCAGCGUGCAGUGCCAGAACACCUCCUAUUCCUAUGAAGGGAUGGAGAUCAACAACCUGCCCGUGGAGUUGACGGUCGUGUGGAAUGGGCACUUCAACAUUGACAACCCAGCUCAGAAUAAAGUCUACCUCUACAAGUGCGGGGCCAUGCGGGAGAGCUGCGGGCUGUGCCUCAAGGCCGACCCAGACUUCGAGUGUGGCUGGUGCCAGAGUCCAGGCCAGUGCACCCUGCGCCAGCACUGCCCUGCCCACGAGAGUCGCUGGCUGGAGCUCUCAGGCGCCAACAGCAAGUGCACGAACCCCCGCAUCACAGAGAUAAUUCCAGUGACAGGCCCCCGGGAAGGGGGCACCAAGGUCACCAUCCGAGGGGAGAACCUGGGCCUGGAAUUCCGAGACAUUGCCUCCCAUGUCAAAGUGGCCGGGGUGGAGUGCAGCCCCUUAGUGGACGGCUACAUCCCUGCAGAACAGAUCGUGUGUGAGAUGGGAGAGGCCAAGCCCAGCCAGCACGCGGGCUUCGUGGAGAUCUGUGUGGCUGUGUGCCGGCCCGAGUUCAUGGCCCGCUCCUCGCAGCUCUACUACUUCAUGACGCUGACUCUCUCCGACCUUAAGCCCAGCCGGGGGCCCAUGUCUGGGGGCACCCAGGUGACCAUCACGGGCACCAACCUGAACGCGGGCAGCGAUGUGGUGGUGAUGUUUGGAAGGCAGCCCUGCCUCUUCCACAGGCGAUCCCCGUCCUACAUCAUCUGCAACACCACGUCCUCGGAGGAGGUUCUGGAGAUGGAGGUGACGGUGCAGGUGGACAGGGCCAAGAUCCGCCGAGACCUGGUCUUCCAGUACGUGGAGGACCCCACCAUCGUGCGCAUCGAGCCCGAGUGGAGCAUUGUGAGUGGGAACACACCCAUCGCUGUCUGGGGGACUCACCUGGACCUCAUACAGAACCCCCAGAUCCGUGCCAAGCAUGGCGGGAAGGAGCACAUCAAUAUCUGUGAGGUCCUGAAUGCCACCGAGAUGACCUGCCAGGCCCCAGCCCUGGCCCUGGGUCCCGACCACCAGUCGGACCUCACCGAGAGGCCUGAGGAAUUUGGCUUCAUCCUGGACAAUGUGCAGUCCCUGCUGAUCCUCAACAAGACCAACUUCACCUACUAUCCCAACCCUGUGUUCGAAGCCUUCGGUCCGUCAGGAAUCCUGGAGCUCAAGCCUGGCACCCCCAUCAUCCUAAAGGGCAAGAACCUGAUCCCACCAGUGGCUGGGGGCAACGUGAAGCUGAACUACACCGUGCUGGUUGGGGAGAAGCCGUGCACCGUGACCGUGUCAGAUGUGCAGCUGCUCUGCGAGUCCCCCAACCUCAUUGGGAGGCACAAAGUGAUGGCCCGCGUCGGCGGCAUGGAGUACUCCCCGGGGAUGGUGUACAUUGCCCCCGACAGCCCGCUCAGCCUGCCGGCCAUCGUGAGCAUCGCGGUGGCUGGAGGGCUCCUCAUCAUCUUCAUCGUGGCUGUGCUCAUCGCUUACAAACGCAAGUCCCGCGAGAGCGACCUCACGCUGAAGCGGCUGCAGAUGCAGAUGGACAACCUGGAGUCCCGCGUGGCUCUGGAGUGCAAGGAAGCUUUUGCCGAGUUGCAGACAGACAUCCAUGAGUUGACCAGUGACCUGGACGGGGCCGGGAUCCCCUUCCUGGACUACAGGACCUACACCAUGCGAGUGCUGUUCCCAGGAAUUGAAGACCACCCUGUGCUCCGGGACCUCGAGGUCCCGGGCUACCGGCAGGAGCGCGUGGAGAAAGGCCUGAAGCUCUUCGCGCAGCUCAUCAACAACAAGGUGUUCCUGCUGUCCUUCAUCCGCACGCUCGAGUCCCAGCGCAGCUUCUCCAUGCGCGACCGCGGCAACGUGGCCUCGCUCAUCAUGACCGUCCUGCAGAGCAAGCUGGAGUACGCCACCGACGUGCUGAAGCAGCUGCUGGCCGACCUCAUCGACAAGAACCUGGAGAGCAAGAACCACCCCAAGCUGCUGCUCAGGAGGACAGAGUCGGUGGCUGAAAAGAUGUUGACCAAUUGGUUCACUUUCCUCCUCUACAAGUUCCUCAAGGAGUGUGCUGGGGAGCCCCUCUUCUCCCUGUUCUGCGCCAUCAAGCAGCAGAUGGAGAAGGGCCCCAUAGAUGCCAUCACAGGAGAGGCCCGCUAUUCCCUGAGCGAGGACAAGCUCAUCCGGCAGCAGAUCGAGUACAAGACCCUGGUCCUGAGCUGUGUCAGUCCAGACAAUGCCCACAGCCCUGAGGUCCCAGUGAAGAUCCUCAACUGUGACACCAUCACUCAGGUCAAGGAGAAGAUUCUGGAUGCCAUCUUCAAGAACGUGCCCUGUUCCCACCGGCCCAAGGCUGCAGACAUGGACCUUGAGUGGCGACAAGGGAGCGGGGCGAGAAUGAUCCUGCAGGAUGAAGACAUCACCACCAAGAUCGAGAACGACUGGAAGAGACUCAACACCCUGGCCCAUUACCAGGUGCCGGAUGGUUCCGUGGUAGCUUUAGUGUCCAAGCAGGUGACGGCCUAUAACGCAGUGAACAACUCCACCGUCUCCAGGACCUCGGCGAGUAAAUACGAAAACAUGAUCCGGUACACGGGAAGUCCCGACAGCCUCCGCUCCAGGACGCCCAUGAUCACCCCCGACCUGGAGAGCGGAGUCAAGAUGUGGCACCUGGUGAAGAACCAUGAGCACGGGGACCAGAAGGAGGGUGACCGGGGGAGCAAGAUGGUCUCUGAGAUCUACCUGACACGCCUGCUGGCCACUAAGGGCACUCUGCAGAAGUUUGUGGAUGACCUCUUCGAGACCAUCUUCAGCACAGCCCACCGCGGCUCGGCCCUGCCCCUGGCCAUCAAGUACAUGUUCGACUUCCUGGAUGAGCAGGCCGACAGGCACGGCAUUCACGACCCGCACGUGCGCCACACCUGGAAGAGCAACUGCCUCCCCCUGCGGUUUUGGGUCAACAUGAUCAAGAACCCGCAGUUUGUGUUUGACAUCCAUAAGAACAGCAUCACGGACGCCUGCCUCUCCGUGGUGGCCCAGACCUUCAUGGACUCCUGCUCCACAUCGGAGCACCGGCUGGGCAAGGACUCGCCCUCCAAUAAGCUGCUCUACGCCAAGGACAUCCCCAGCUACAAGAACUGGGUGGAGAGGUAUUACUCGGACAUCGGGAAAAUGCCGGCCAUCAGUGACCAGGACAUGAACGCGUACCUGGCGGAGCAGUCCCGGCUGCACAUGAGCGAGUUCAACACUAUGAGCGCUCUCUCGGAGAUCUUCUCCUACGUGGGCAAGUACAGUGAGGAGAUCCUUGGACCUCUGGACCAUGAUGACCAGUGUGGCAAACAGAAAUUGGCCUACAAACUAGAACAAGUCAUAACCCUCAUGAGCUUAGACAGCUGAGAACCGUCCUUCCAGGGCCGCCCUGGAGGGAGGGACACACCAAGCCGUGCCUCAGUCUAGAUUUCAUCUUUACCAAGUGCAAGUUCCGACUGGCAUCAGCAGCAUCCCCUGAGCAGCGCUGUCUCCCCGGCCCCCGCCCUCUCUGCCUCUCUCUGCCUCUCCCUCCUUCCUGGAUCCCUUCUCGUUCGGUUGCUCUGCCAACACGCUGGGACCAAGCCGCCAGCCCUGAGCCAGGGGUGGCCAGGCCCACAGUGAGGGACCUGUCCAGAAGAUAUCAGAGUGGGGCUCUCCUUCCAGCUGCUCCUGACUUCAUGCAGCCGCAGCCGCAGGGCCCAAAUGUGGAUGAGGAGCUGUGGACAGAGGACGUUUCUAUGCUGCUACUUCACCUUCCGCUGGAGAGCCCCGGCUUUGGUCCUGAAGUUGGCCUGGGGAAGAGGCAGUGGGCUCAGUAUUGUCUUCACGGAAGAUGUCACGUGGCUCGCCCUCCCCACAGUCCAUCUCCAAGAGGUCAGUCGGGGCGCUUCGCAACUGUGAGAGGAUAGGCCUCACCUCCUCCAUGUGGCUGGAGCGGGGAACAUGUGGGGAAAGGGAGCUCCUGGGGGCUGCCUCCCACCUGUUGGGUCGACGCCAGAGGCCUCCUGUCCCUUUCCAAUCUCCAUGAAGCCCUUCCAAGUGUCCGUGUGGACCUGCCUGCCCAGCCUCCUCCUCUGCCUGGGGCAAGCCAGGCAGGAGAAAGAAUAGCACUUACAUUCCACCAUGGAGACGCUCCUAACCUUCAGAUCUGGCUCCUAACAGCAGGAAUGUCAUGUGGAGGGGGAGAAAAGAGAGUGGCAUCCACCAUGGAAGCAGCAUCUGUUGUUCUCCAUUCAUCCCCAAAUUCCAAUGUGUCACCGCCAUUGUCAUAGGUCUAGUCCAUGGCCAGAGCCUUAAGUGCUGUCUAGAGAAGGCAUCUCCACCCUCCUUGGUCACCCUUCAUCAAGGGUCAGCGUGAAAUGCAGCGUGCAUCCAGGAGAUUCUACCUCCAGCCGUCUCCAAGGCUCCAUCCCCACCAUCCUUGAGAACUCCAUAGAAGGCCGGGGCGGACAGUCCUGUACCUGUCCCCCCUGCAGAAUCUGGUGCCAUUGCUAUGCAGAUGACUUUGUCACUGGGCUGUCCAGACCUCCUUGGGAAUCAUUUCAUGACCAUCUCAGCUGUGUCUUCAGACAUACUCCUUCCUGACCCCUUCAGUAGUCCUCACGGGACUGCCCCAGCAUAACCUCACCACGACCACCACCAACCGUGGUCCCAGCUUGUCGUGUCUGGGAGGGACUGGAAAAUGAAGCUAAGGGACCUGAAUGGAAAUGGAAGGAGGGACAUGCAACUGACCACAGCCUUGGCAUCCAUCUCUCCACUCAUCCUUGCAUCUAUGGAUACCCCAUUUUAGCCAGUCAGGCAAAUGUGUGCUCAGAAAUGUGUACUCGGUAAGCGGGGGCCAUGGCGAGAAGUAUUCCAGUGGUGGGUCCCGGGAGCUUAUCAUCUUGAAGGGACCUUCGGUGCUGUGUGGUCCACCAUAGGCAGGCAUCUCUUCUGGAGCUCUAGUGGUCGGCCAUUCUGGGCGACCAGGAGAAGCAUCAUGGCAGGUGGUGUCGAUAAGGAUCCCACCCCACCGUCACUCUCUAAGCACCAGAUGUCCUUCCUCGUCAUCCAUCAAAGUGAGGAAGGAGCCACAUCAUUUCCAGCCAAGUCCAUGCAGCAUCCUGCGCUUGAAGUCCCUUCGCCCCUUUGGAUAUGAAUAAAUGCGUGUGUGCGAGCGCACGUGCUCGCUCGCACGUGUGUCUGCCCCAGGAGUAGGCAGAGCGCUCCGGGAGAUUUCUUGUCCUAUGUAGGAGGAUGUUGAAGUGUUAUGCUUCUCUGUCCCCUUGCUCAUCCGUUCAUCCUGCAGCUUCGGGACAUUUCAACACUUGCUUUCUGU
Messenger RNA from Urocitellus parryii (Arctic ground squirrel), 8193 nucleotides. RefSeq names its product plexin A4 (gene Plxna4). Gene Ontology annotation, cellular component: semaphorin receptor complex; plasma membrane. Gene Ontology annotation, biological process: regulation of cell migration; semaphorin-plexin signaling pathway. Lineage: Eukaryota; Metazoa; Chordata; Mammalia; Rodentia; Sciuridae. Gene Ontology annotation, molecular function: semaphorin receptor activity; protein binding. The record is from RefSeq and is a predicted model, not a curated record.